This is a messenger RNA of Nymphaea colorata (pocket water lily), 1136 nucleotides long. Its product is annotated as reticulon-like protein B11. The record is from RefSeq and is a predicted model, not a curated record. The transcript is spliced from 5 exons. The coding region runs from base 103 to 756 and encodes 217 amino acids. Lineage: Eukaryota; Viridiplantae; Streptophyta; Magnoliopsida; Nymphaeales; Nymphaeaceae.
CCUCCUCUUUCCUCCUUUCAUCCUCUCUCUCUCUCUCCCUCUCUCUCUCUCUCUCUCUCCCCCAUAGAAAGCAGGAAGCGAUUCGGACUCCGUCGUCCCCUCAUGAUGAUGGCCGAGAAUGACUCUUCGCCCUCUUCCUCAGAAAAACCCAAUCCUAAGAAGAAUGUCCAUAGAUUCCUCGGUGGAGGACAAGUGGCCGAUAUCCUGCUUUGGAAGCGAAGAAACGUCAGCAUUUCAAUUGUCGCUGGCGCUACGGCAUUCUGGUGGCUUUUCGACAGAGCCGGAUACAGUUUCCUGUCGUUCGUGGCCAAUGUCCUGCUUCUUCUCGUCUCCAUCCUAUUCUUCUGGGCGAAAUCCGCGACUCUUCUCAAUAGACCGCUUCCGCCUCUCCCAGAUCUCAAGCUAUCGGAAGAUCAGGUGGCCCAGGCUGCCGAAUCGACACGGUUGUAUAUCAAUGACGUAUUGGCGAUUGCGCACGAUCUUACAAUUAAGAAAGAUGUGAAGGUCUUUCUUGAGGUUUUUAUUGGUUUGUGGAUUGUUUCAUAUAUCGGAAGUUUCUUCAGUUUCCCAACAGUCGUCUACGUUGGAAUUAUAAUUUCUUUCACCAUUCCGGCCUUGUAUGAGAAGUACCAAGAUAGAGUCGACGAAAGAUUGAGCGCAACUCACAAUGUUGUCGUAAAACAGUAUAGAAAUGUCCAUGGAGCUGUCCUUAGCAGGAUCCCAAGCUCUGCAAGAAAGGAAAAGAAGACCCAGUAGGAUACAAUUCUUGCUGCAUGCGUCAAUGCAAGUUUUUGUUCUCUCUUCUACAAGGAGCUGUUUGGAGGAAGAAGGUACUUGUUAGGUGUUUUUGCAAUGGUGGACGAACAUUCACUAAGGAAUUUGGUUGUUCAAGAUAGCUUCAGACAAUAGAUUAAUUCUGAGUUCUGACCUCACUUUUUCUUCCUCUAAUGUGUUUUGUUAGUAAGCUAGGAUGGUUCAUUCUGCAUAAUGAACAGGUUGGGUAAUCUCCAUGGUGAGGUAUAAGCCUGCUUGCAGAUUGAGCUAAGAAUUGUCCUUUGACAUGAACAUGUAUACCACGCCUGCUUGGUUAAUCUCCUGCGCCACAUAGCUUCAUUGGAUAUAUCUAUUUUUUGGUA